Messenger RNA from Pomacea canaliculata, 4365 nucleotides. Its product is annotated as kinesin-like protein KIF22. Lineage: Eukaryota; Metazoa; Mollusca; Gastropoda; Architaenioglossa; Ampullariidae. Bases 125 to 2239 code for a protein of 704 amino acids. Gene Ontology annotation, molecular function: ATP hydrolysis activity; microtubule binding; ATP binding. The record is from RefSeq and is a predicted model, not a curated record. The transcript has 15 exons. Gene Ontology annotation, biological process: microtubule-based movement. Gene Ontology annotation, cellular component: microtubule; kinesin complex.
CAAUCAAGCCUCCCGAUACAAACUGUGAGCCUCACGUUCAUUGGUUAUUGGAAACCACAUACGUGUGUGUACACUGUAUUCCUCAUGUUCAUUGGCUGUUCGCUCAAAAGAGGCAAAUUUCAAAAUGGCGUUCAAACCGACAUCCAAAGCAGCAAGACAACCUCAAAGUAGUGAUCAUGGUGAGUCAGCUAAGAACUUACUGGCUGACAAGAAGCAGACUUCGAAAGUGAAAGUUAUCGUCAGGGUUAGACCUCCACUUACAGAAGAUGCUAAAGUUUGUGUGGAAACAAGUGAUAGCAAAGUGGAAAUAUUUAAUCACCGAAACAUAAAAGAGACACUGCAGUAUGAGUUCUCCUCUGUGUUUGACAAGACAAGCACUCAGCAGGACAUAUUCAGCACUUCCAUCCGGCCCCUACUGGAGCAUGCCAUCAAUGGGGAGAAUGUCUCCAUUUUUGCAUAUGGACCAACUGGAGCAGGCAAAACCUACACUAUGCUGGGAACAGAGAAGGACCCUGGCAUGAUACCCAGAGUCGUCCGCACCCUUUUCCAAAGCCUGCACACACCACAAGGCAAACCUUGUGAAAAGCACAUGGUUACAUUUUCGUUCUUGGAAAUCUACAACGAGAAGGUCCAAGACUUAUUGAACCCAAAAGAAACAGAUCUGCCUAUUCGAGAAGACAGCAGUCAUAACAUAUUUGUGGCAGGACUUACAGAGAAGCUCAUUGGUAGUUAUAGAGAGUUCUCGCUGUUGUUUGGACCAGCAUCUAAUAACAGGUGGGAGAAAUGGAGAGGCAUUAAAGUGGGCUAUAUAGAGAAGAUGGUACAUUGUGAGAGGCCAUGGAGACAAGAUGGUAAUGUUCAUUGCAGGACAGUGGCAGCCACAAAGUUAAAUGACCAUUCCAGCCGCAGCCACAGCAUUGUUCAGCUUAAGGUUGAUACCUGGAAAGACAACAAGGUGUUUCAUGGCAAAAUUUACCUGAUUGACUUGGCUGGCUCUGAAGACAACAGGCGAACUGGAAACAGCGGUGUCAGGUUGAAGGAGAGUGGAGCCAUCAAUAAGUCCUUGUUUGUCUUGGGAGAGGUAGUUGAUGCUAUCAACAAUGGCCUGACCAGAAUUCCAUACAGAAAUAGCAAGCUUACACGUCUUCUUCAGGAUUCUGUUGGUGGCACCUGUCACUCGGUUAUGAUUACCAACAUUUCACCUGAAGAGUCAUUCUAUUUUGACACAUACUGCACACUCAACUUUGCCAGUAAAAGCCGAAGGGUGAUUAACAACAACCUACCUUCCAUCUCUGAUGUCCAGCCUCCAAGUGAGAAACCAAGAGCCUUGAAACGUAGUAAAUCAGCAUCAGAUUUUGGGCCAGUGCGAAACAAACAAGUGAAGCUGAUUACAAGUACAUCUCACUCAAGUCUCAACCCUUCUGUUACAGAUACAGUCUCUUCAUUGAGGCUGGCAAAAGGGCAGCAUGAGCACUUGGAGGGGACUACCAGGGGACAUAAACAACAGGCAGAGAGCCUCCUGCUCCAGAGGCAUUCCCAGCCUGCACAUGAGUGCCAGGAGUUAACUGCCUUGAAGGACCUGCAGCAUGAGCUGAGGGCAGUGAAGUCACAGCUUCAACAACUUCAGCAGCAGCAGCUGCUGGUCAGGCAGCAUGAGACAUCCAAUGCUAGUACCACACCUGGACAGCCACACAAGAUGCAUUGCAAGCCUGUUGCACGAGUACCUCCCAUUGACAAAAUAAUUCUGAAAGACCUAACUAACACUCUGAGUCUGGAGGAAACCACAAGCCAUGAGGAAAGAAAGACAGAGAGUACUCUGAGCUGCAGCGUAUUGUUUUCUCCUUCACCAGUCUUAUUUAAGAAAGGCUUCAAGUCCACAGCUUCAGCUUCUUCAAGACAGAGACAAGACUGUGUAACACCCAGCAAAAUCAGGAAGAGUCUAGGUGAAUUUCAGCAUCAGCAGCAGAAACAAAAUGAAGAAUUUCUAGAGAUCCUCAACACAGCACCUGUUAAACGACUACAGGAAUUACACACAGUUGGUACCAAACGAGCACGUCUUAUUUUUGAGUGGCGCCUAAAAAAUGGACCAUUUACAUCCUUUGGUGACCUUUCAAUGAUUCCUGGGUUUACAGACAGAUAUGUGCAGAGUUUGCUUCAGGUGAGAUUAUACAGUUUGUCACAACUUGCUGUUUUACAGUUUGUGCUCUUAUUAUGUAUUCAUCCUACACUCUGCUGUUAACCCAUUCUUUUUCUUCUUUUAUAUCUGUUGGUCUGUCCUGCCAAUAUCCCUUAAUGAAUCAUGUUUAGCUAACAUUUCAUCAUUUCUGUUACCUCUGUGUCUUCACUGUUGAGACCCCUUGAGUAACAAGGGCUAAACUAAAACUCUUCACAGUCUUGAUUUUUUGAGUAGUUUUGUUUCCACUAUAUACCACACUUCAUUAACAGUGACCUUACUGAUGUAUUGGACAAAGAAAUUGUUAAGACAGUAGUCAGAGGAGAUAGGCAGUCAAUGGGACAAAAAUCUGUAAGUGAAAACCAAAAGGCUUCAAACAAAUUUUCAGCACAAUGACAAAGAGGUGCAUUUCAAAUAAUAGACACAAAACUUACAACAGGUCAAUGUACACAACCACAAACACAGAAAGCUAAUACCCUCAAGCCAGUAAGGUGAAGGGAUGUAAAUUGUCCAAUAUUAGAAAAGGUUUAGAGUUAUUGGAAAGUAAAUGACGACGACAUUGGAACAGACGAGAUGAACACUUUGUAUAGCACUGCCCAGCAUUUGCUGUGUACAUAUCUACUUCCAGGCAUCUACCCUACAUCAAAGUUGUUUCCUAAGAUUUCUUUUGGCAAAGGAGCCAUGUUUAAACAUUUUGUAAGAGGGGAUACUGUUAGAAUCAUACCAUAAAUGCUUGCCAACAUGAGCAACACAGAAGCUGUCUAUGAUAGUACUUUGUUGAUCUACCUUUCAGUCUUUCAAAUAGAAAUUCUUGAAUAAAUAAUUAAAAAAAUACCCAUAAAAGAUUAUAAUCGCUUUUUUCGAAAUACCCUUGUCUGUCAUGGUCAUUUCUACAAAGCUGUGGACUUUUUUUUCCCUAAGAGGCUGAAAAACUGUUAAUUGGGAAAUUUCCACCACAAAACCGUUGUCUUUCAGGAAAGUAGAGAGAAGAGCAGUUUUAAAUUUCCCAUUCCAAGUUUUGGCAGUCUGCAUAGGACACAGGUACACCCAGUGCUAUGUGACUAUAAUGUGUGAAAACACAAAUAAGUUACUUUUAGCAGGUUUCAACUUACAUUUCACAGACUGGACAAGGCUGGCAUGGCAUCACAAAGUGAUCUGCUACAUUAGUUGAGGCGUAUUCUUUAUCAACAUAUACAUUCCAAGAAGCAUGUUGAUACAUCAAAAGCACAAUCAGCAUUUUGUUACUCUACUACUACUUUAAUUUUUAACCAAAAUAUAUUUUUAAAAUAGCGUGCUCAGAAUGCAGGAAAUAACCUAAAGUAUUUCUUCAAAGUCUCUUCAAGGAGCAUUAUCCCCACACUCCUACAAGUCCCCAUUUGACUAGCUUUAUGGUGGGCCUGAACCCUCACCUAUUUUCAGAGAUUUUUAUAGGCCUGUUAUUACUUGCUGAUAUUGAUGCUCAAAUCACUGCAGAUAACAGGUGUUUCUUGAAUUAUUCUCUUUUUUCCAGAGAAACUUUGUACUAGUUGAUUUGUAAAGGAUUUUUCAAGCAACAUAGAAUAAAUGGACAUCCGAAGAAAAGAGCCACAUGGGAUGUACGCCACUGCCAUCAUGAACUGUAUGUCUAGGAAUCUAAGAGUUGGAGUUUGCAUGAACAGUUAUGCACACACCCUGUUAUACACUAUGUAAACAUUGUUGAAACAUUUUCUGUAGGGUAUGUGCACAAAUUAGUUCUCUGUGUUGGGGUGGGAGGGAACCUUAAUGAAAGAGAUCAGGGACGUGUUUUAACAUUAUUUAAUCGUUGUGAAUGACAUUCACUAAUUAUCAUGGUGAUUUGAAAUCGGGUUUAUUACAAGACCUGCCUCAGCGAAAAGAUUUUAUACAUCUAUAAAAUUGUCAUUUUGAAAUUUAUGUACUAACAUUAGUCUCUUCACUUUGGUAUAUAGAUUCCUACGGUCACUGAAAGUAUAUAUUGCUCAAUUGUACUGUGCUAAUGUGUGCAUCAAUUGAGGUUUUGUGACUGAUUUGUUUUGUUAUUGCCUAAACCAAAUAUUUUUCUAUUCCCAUACUCUGCCUGUGUGAGUGAAAGCCUAUGAAUCAGUGUAUGGAUAGGUGCAUUUCCAUGUCUCCAGCCAAUGUAUAUAGUGCUCAAUUAGUAAUUGUGGCAAGUAAAAAGAUGUUUGUUCUGUGAA